GAGGAGGGUUCCCUGGCAGUGAGGUGCUUCCAGGCCGCAGCCCAUGGUCUUUGGACGCCCCCAUGUGUCCUUGUCGGGAAGGGCACAGUGCCUGCUUGCUCAGCUGAGGGUCUAGGGUUGUACCCUCCUGGUCCCUUGGCCCUUCCUGUCCCCAUCCCCUGUUGGUCUCCCAGCUGCCUGAGCCCUGGCCCAGCCUUCCUUCCCAGGGUGGCUCCGCAGGACGGACUCUCUGAGUGUCCUCACAGGGCGGGCCAGAGCUGCCGGCACCCCCACUGACUGUAAGGACACCCGGGCCCUGGCAUGCUGCUCUUGGCCCACAAGCCUCACCCCUGGGCCCCUCCCCGCUGGCGGCCUCUUCCUUGAGUCCACCUCAGGCCCCUCUUGCUUCCUCCCAAGGGUGACCCAGACCGUGGGGGCUGCCCACGGAGGUGCCCCCUGCAGCUCCCUGCGUUAGUCUGUGGUGAAGAGGCAGCUGGCCACCUCCAGCGAUCUGCCCACAGCCCUCACUGAUGCCUUCUCUGGCCCCUUCCUACUGCCCCUGGGACCCAGGACUCACCCCCAAAGGUCCCUGGCUCUGCUGACACCUGCAUGAGAUGUCCUGGUCCAUGGGUGGCUCCGCCUCUCUCCCAUGUGGCUUCUGGGCCAGCAGGUGGGCGUGUGAGACGGGUGGGGCUCCAGGGUGGAGCCCGGGAUAGGCCAGCCCCAGUGGGUGCGGUGUGGCUGGCCUGUCUGGUGAUGAGGAAGUGAGUGGGGUUGGCCUGUCAGGGACAGCUUUCUGCCCUUCCCAGCUCACAGCCCUGACCUGCUACUGUGCCUGCUAUGGUGUCCCGGGACCAGGUCCACCUAGGCCCCAAGUAUGUGGGCCUCUGGGACUUUGAGGCACGGACAGAUGAGGAGCUGAGCUUCCGGCAGGGGGACAUCUUCCACGUGACCAGGAAGGAGGAGCAGUGGUGGUGGGCCACCCUGCUGGACUCUGCAGGUGCGGCCCUUGCUGAGGGCUAUGUGCCCUGCAACUACCUGGCAGAGGAGGAGGCCGGGGAGUCCGAGCCGUGGUUCUUUGGCCAAAUCUCCCGCUCAGAGGCCGUGCACCAGCUACAGGCGGAGGGCAACCCCACUGGUGCCUUCCUGAUCCGGGUCAGCGGGAAGCUGGGAGCAGACUACGUUCUCUCUGUGCGGGAUGCUCAGGUCGUGCGGCACUACAGGAUCUGGCGGCGCUCUGGCCGGCUACACUUGAACGAGGUAGUGUCCUUUCUCAGUCUGCCUGAGCUCCUGGACUACCACAAGGCCCAGAGCCUGUCCCAUGGCCUGCGGCUGACCGUGCCCUGCUGUAAGCAUGAGUCGGAGCCCCUGCCCCACUGGGCCAACUGGGAGAGGCCACGGGAGGAGUUCACGCUCUGCCGGAAGCUGGGCGCUGGCUAUUUUGGGGAGGUCUUUGAAGGGCUCUGGAAAGACCAGGUCCGAGUGGCCAUCAAGGUGAUUUCCCGAGACAACCUCCUGCACCAGAACACCUUCCAGCGGGAGAUCCAGGCCAUGAAGCAGCUGCGGCACAGGCACAUCCUGGCGCUGUACGCCGUGGCGUCCCUAGGGGACCCCGUCUACAUCAUCACGGAGCUCAUGCCCAAGGGGAGCCUGCUGCAGCUGCUGCGGGACUCUGAUAAGCAAGCCCUGCCCAUCUCGGAGCUGGUGGACCUUGCAUCGCAGGUGGCAGAGGGCAUGUGCUACUUGGAGUCACAGAACUAUGUUCAUCGGGACCUGGCUGCCAGGAACAUCCUCGUGGGGGAGAACAAUAUCUGCAAAGUGGGGGAUUUUGGGCUGGCCAGGCUCAUCAAGGAGGACAUCUACCUCUCCCAUGACCACAGCAUCCCCUACAAGUGGACAGCCCCUGAGGCACUCUCCCUAGGGUAUUAUUCCAUCAGAUCUGAUGUCUGGUCCUUCGGGGUCCUCCUCCACGAGAUCUUCAGCAGGGGUCAGACACCUUACCCAGGCAUGUCCAACCACGAAGCCUUCCUGAGGGUGGACGCUGGCUACCGCAUGCCUUGCCCCCUGGAGUGCCCACCUCCCGUGUACGGGCUGAUGUGCUCCUGCUGGAGCAGGGACCCAGAGCAGAGGCCUUGCUUCCAAGCCCUGUGGGAGAGACUCUCUGGCUUCACCAGGUACGAGAACCCACUCUGAGCUGCCUUGGGGGCUGCCUGGCCAGGUCCUGGCUGUCCUGAACCUCAGGAGAAGUGUGAUCCUUUAGCUUACUGACCUGAUGGUGGGCACAGCAAACAGCAUGAGGGGACCUGAGGAAGCAGCAGAGCAGCUACAUGACUCUGACAAGCAGCAGGCUGCAGGCCUGGCCCAAUGCCCUCACUGGCCAUCUCCCCAGCCGCCAGCCUCCAACGUGGUCCUCUGGCCACAGAUGAGCAUACCCAAGACCUCUCAAGAAAAGCAUCCUUUUGCCUUUGAAAGUUUUCUAUGCCAUCUCCUCUACAAUCUUAGUCGUCGUCCUAAACAGACUUCAGGGAAGUAACCAUGGACACAAGAAAACUGAGAUGAAGUCUAAGAAUAGUCUUUUUCUCCAGAAAAGCAGCACAGAGCUUUAUCCAGUCUGGGCAAUCGGAACCUCUCAUUUUUGACAAAAACACAAUUUGGUUAAAAAUACGGGUGGAGAAAACCCACCAUGUUUGUCUCUGGGUCACUGAUGGUCUGAAGGGAGAGCCUGGUGCGGCCUCCCAGAUAUGAGUGGCACUGCCCCUCUAAGGGCGUCCCCACGCUGGUCUAUAAAACCCCUGGGGGGGAGUUCUACCCAGAUUGCUUGGAGAAAGUGAGUGUUCAUAUAAGUAUCCCCAAACUCAGAAACACAGCAAUGAUUCUCUUUUUUGUACCAAGGAUGGAAGCCGGGGGUGCUUAACCACUGAACCACAUCCCCUGCUUUUCUAUUUCUUUCGUUAAGUUGCUUAGGGCCUCACUAAGUUGCUGAGUGAGGCUGAGGCUGGCUUUGAAGUCGUGAUCCUCCUGUCUCCACUCAGUGGUCAAGUGUCCCUCGGUUCAAUCCCCAGUAUCCCCCAAAAACAAAGCAACAACAAAAACCCACCGGUCACCCUAUACCCAACACCUGGGUGGCUCCCCUGCAGAACACCGGUGACAGGGAGACGCAUGCGCUGGAGCUCCCACUUGGUGUUGGGGCCUCAAGAGACGUGGAGCACUUGAGUGCAAGGGGUCUGUCUGCAGGUGCAGCAGCUGUACUGAGGACUACGUGACGUGCUGGGAACUGGCGUCCCUCCAGUGGAGGCUGGCGGGUGUGGUUCAGUAACUUCCUGUUUUCCCUGAGAAUCUAGGGUUUCUGAGUUUGAAAUCAUGGUUUAUAGUGGUUGAAACCAUUAGAAAUAACAAGGAAACAAGACAAGUAUGAUGCUCUUUGAUUGGCUGAGAGAGGUAGCGAUCAGCCUGUCCUAAAGCAGAGGGACUGGCUGUCACAGGGGCAUGCAUGGAAACAGACCCUCCCCUCCUGUAACCAAAGCUCACUAAGUCAGCCUCAGGGGUGACUGCACAGAGGUGCACUGGAGCUGGCUCUGUGAAAGGCCCUUUGUUAUGCCUUGGUGACUGGCCAGGAGACAGGACUUUGCUUAAACACAGCUUCUUGGGCUUCACUGUUUUUUACUAGGUCUUCGAUUACUGAAAAGCAUCUUCUCAUGAUCAAGAGGGCCAAGUAUGUAAACUUCUAAGUUUGUCUUUAAAAAAUCUUUUGUCAAUUUGAUUAAAUCAAUUAUCAAACCUU
This is a messenger RNA of Ictidomys tridecemlineatus (thirteen-lined ground squirrel), 3760 nucleotides long. RefSeq names its product protein tyrosine kinase 6 (gene Ptk6). The record is from RefSeq and is a predicted model, not a curated record. Gene Ontology annotation, molecular function: protein binding; ATP binding; protein tyrosine kinase activity. Gene Ontology annotation, biological process: protein phosphorylation. NCBI's taxonomy places the organism in Eukaryota, Metazoa, Chordata, Mammalia, Rodentia, Sciuridae.